UUGUCUCAUGGACUUAGCCAUUAGCCAUUAGCCAUAGCAAUAGCCAUAGCCAUUCCUUUCCCCCAAUUCCUUCAGCAUUCCUAAUGUCUCCCACCGUCGGUGCCUUGCCUUCCACCAGCAACGGUGAAGCCCCGUCGGUGUACGACAUUCUCCGAGAAUUCAACUUCCCAAUAGGUCUUCUUCCCGAAGGCGUCGUGGGUUGUAAGUUAGAUCGAACUACUGGAAAAUUGGAGGCUUAUUUGAAACGAUCAUGCCAUUUCUCACCCGAUGAGCCAUAUGAAUUGAAAUACAAAUCCACUAUUAGUGGAAACAUUUCAAGGAAUAGAUUGACAAAUCUAAAAGGGGUGAGUGUGAAGUUUAUGUUCUUUUGGGUUAACAUUGUGGAGGUGGUGAGAAAUGGUGACGAUCUAGAAUUCUCGAUCGGGAUGGCUACGGCGUCGUUUCCUGUUGAUAAUUUCUCCGAGUGCCCGCCGGGUGCGUGUGGAGUCGAUUGCAAUGAUGGAAAAGUCAGGAAAAUUAAAGCUAAAUCUCUUGUUUCAUCAGCUUGAAUAACUCAUGCUUUUUCUUUUCAAUUGUUGAUAUGAAAAAAAGGGUAGGAAUUAUAAUCUCUUGAUUUGAAGCUUGAAACAUAAAAUUGGGUUAAAACCGAUGUUGGAAUUGAGUAGGAAUUCAAAUUUGUUUUUUUGUUUUUA
Messenger RNA from Cucumis melo (muskmelon), 692 nucleotides. RefSeq lists its product as uncharacterized. Lineage: Eukaryota; Viridiplantae; Streptophyta; Magnoliopsida; Cucurbitales; Cucurbitaceae. The record is from RefSeq and is a predicted model, not a curated record. The coding region runs from base 84 to 548 and encodes 154 amino acids. The transcript has a single exon.